UGGAAUGUCCACUACAGCCGUGCAAAUUCACCAACAUCACCAAGCACACAGAUUCACACUAUCAGGCGAUACACAACUCUUUCCAAUACGAAACUCAAGUCAUUCAAGAUGGUCAUCGGUGUUAUCUUGGGUUUGGGCAUUUCCUUGCCAGUCGCUGCUGCAACUGGCGUCGGCGUUGUGACUGGCGUUGCACAAGGCGUAUCCCACCAACAAAAGGAGAACGAAAAAGCAGCCAAUGCAAACCCAGAAUCUCGAACAACAAAAUUCUACAUAGACGUUGUCAUAGAGGAUGAAGGAUCGCGGUCGCGAGGGAGAGGCGAAGUACUACACGACAGUAUAGUCGUAGUUCGCGACGACAAGCUCUGGAUCGAAGCCAAGAAUCGAGCGACAGGACAACCGAGACGCGAGGACUCACAUCCGUUCACGGGAUUCUAUCUCAUGUAUCCGGAUGAGAAUCGUUCACCCGCCGAGAGAGGACUGGUGACGACUAUUCAGAAAGACCCACCGAUGCUCAACUGGAUAUACGUCGACAAUGAGACCUUCGAGCUCAAAUACUCAAAUCGCUCUGGCAGUAUAGCUCAUAAAGUCGGCCCAUGGGACUGGACGGAUGAGUUCGAAGACUCGAGUAUAACUCUAAACGAAUGGGAAGGCUUCCUAGCCGUCGAAGAGGACAUGUACCGGGACGAAAACGGCAAUCCUAGAUGGGCCUUGUAUUAUGACUGGAACGAUGAUGGUCUCAAGGGACGUAAGAAGGGCAGAAGGACAAUGGAAAUCAGUCUGAAGAGGCGGUUGGUCGAGAACCAGGAGAAGAACAUCUUUGGUGUCGAAAGAAACGGAAACAUCGGAGUGACUGGUUUCAAGACCACGAGAGAGAUAUGAGAUCAGCUUCCGUGCCGGGGAUACAUCAAACACUUCUCACGACGACCUGUUUCCCCUUUUGUAGGAAGGCUUGUUCGCGGAACACCAACUCGUCCGCGGCACCAGAAAAGGAAAUCACAUGGCGGUGAAAUUCUGCCAUCGAGCUUCGACCCCGCAGCAUGAUGCGUGCAUCCUCACUGAUAUCAAGGCUGAAUCGCACAAACUGCCGAGCAAACGACCAGAAAUCGAACACGUUCUCCUUUCCUUGAGUUCGAGGCUGAAGGCCGCUGCAAGCCAUCUCGUAUAUCAUCUCGGUAAAUGUGUUGACGCGACGCGCCACUUUUUCAAGCACGCA
This is a messenger RNA of Aureobasidium subglaciale EXF-2481, 1213 nucleotides long. RefSeq lists its product as uncharacterized. The record is from RefSeq and is a predicted model, not a curated record. The transcript has a single exon. The coding region runs from base 109 to 879 and encodes 256 amino acids. NCBI's taxonomy places the organism in Eukaryota, Fungi, Ascomycota, Dothideomycetes, Dothideales, Saccotheciaceae.